AACUCAACUCAGCACGAAGCGAUGACUAAAUGUCUGGAGCAACAGCCACCAGACAGAAACCGACUACACACACAUACGGACGAAGCAACCCAGCUUCGGGAGGACAAGAAACCUGGAUCAAGGCUCAACUUUCCACUCGACUUUGGGACGGAAGCACGAAAAGGCUCUCGUCCGCUGAGGAGCUGAUAGCUGCUUCCUCACAGCCAUGAGUUCUCAGGGGAGCUUUGGCAGCAGCAUGCUGUUCCAGACUAUAAAUGAUGACCUGAAUGCAUCGCUGGCUACAGCAGAUGAGUUAUCCAGACAGUUCAGCUCCCUGCUGGAGGAGGCCUCCUCCAGCAACAACACAACAUCUGGGUCUCAGAUAAUCCCCAGAGAGAAGCCUCCAACCACCGGGGUGUCCAACAUCUCCAUCACUACGAGCGAGUCAAGUGUCAGUAGUAAUGGCAGCUCAAGCUCUCUGCCUCUCUCCCCAAACUCAACUACUUCUCAUGCCAUGGACUCCAUCAUCUCCAGCAAUAAAAAUGUACCAUCCUCCCCUGUCUUCUCCACCAGUCCACUCUCACCCUCCAUCACCCACAGGGGGGCACACUCUCCACUUCCUCAAGGUGGAUCUGACAGCUACUCGUACGGCCAGCAGAGUCCCAAACAUUCGCCUCACACCCCAAGACGUAACUCUCCCUCUCGUUAUGACAGGAGCCCACGAGGCUCAAUCAGUUACAUGGAGAGAAGCCCCUCUCCGAGCCCCACAGCUGUUUCUUUUGACCAGUCAUCUCGGUCUCCCUCGCUUCACUCCUCUGUCAACCUGCUGAGCCCUUAUGACAGUAGCCAGAUGGGCCGCAGGUCUCCUCGGCCAGACAGAAGCCCCUCACCUUUGUCUUUUGGUCGUCCAGUAUCCAGCACGCUCCCUCGAAAUUUUGGCGGUUUCAGGCAACCUGAUGAGGGUGUGCAGCGGCAAAAGAGUCCAGGCAAGUGGAAUGAGACAGAUCUGGACGUGUCCUACGAGAGGAAACCUCAUCACACCUAUGACAAGACAGAGUGGCUACGGCCGUCUGUGCCGAACAGCAGCUGGAGAGAAUCCAACCUCGAUGGCCCUCCUCCGGCCCCAAGCCCUAAAAAGGAUCCUCGCUCCAAAUCUCUCCAGUUUUCCCAUGGUUCUCUCCCCCGCAACACACGUAUAUCAGUGCCUCCAGAUGUUUCAUCCCCAGUCCACUCUCCUUACCACCUUCAGCCCAUCAUCUCCCGUAUUUCUAUUCCCCCAACUUCUACUCCGCCCCGUCAGCGCAGGCCCAUCCCUCUCUCCGUCAUCAUGCGUCUCCAGAACCCCCACUGGGAAGCAAUGUCAACCCGCAACCCCAGAGUCCUGGGAAUAGAAGGUGAUGUAGCGCCGUACCAACCAGCUGUUCGCAUCCCGAGGGAAUUCUCUAACCAACCUGUCCACCUGCCGCACCAACAGCCACCUGAGCUGAGACAGCCAGCCAUAUACAGUGAUGUGCUGAAUCCAGGAGAUAUAGAUGCAGAGUUAGAGCGGCUGGACUUUGUUCACCACAUGCCUGUGAUUUCGGAGAAGCCCAGCAUAACCCCAGCUCCCCGGCCCCUCAGCCCCACCAGGCUACAGCCAGUGGUGGCUCCUGAGGCCCAGAGCCAGGAGAUUCCUGACUUGGAGGAGCUGCUCCGCAUCCGGGCAGAAAUCCCCCGGGCCCUGAAGAGACGGGGCUCCGUGGACCAGUCACGGCCUCUGAAGAAGGCCUCCCAUUACCAACCAAACCAGUACAAAAAUCUCAUCGACAAGCUUUUUCGCAGGAAGGAACACCGGCAGAAGGGGGAGCAAGGUAGUGAGACCAGCAGCUCCUCAGACGGAGAGGACAGCGCAAUGCCUCCUCCCCCUGUACCUCAGACAUCACUGAUCCCCCAUGACUUCAGAAGCUACCAUUCCAUUCUGCGGCGGUCCAAUCGGGAGCGCAAAGGUUCUGGGAAGCGAGCUCGGCUCAGCCCGCUUGUCUUGCUACUGGAUGGAGCGCUGGUUGGAGAACUGGAGACAGUGCAGAGGGCUGUACAGGAGAUGAACGACCCUAGCCAACCCAAUGAUGAAGGCAUCACUGCCCUUCACAAUGCUAUCUGUGGGGGCCAUUACAAUGUUGUGGAUUUCCUGGUUCGCAUUGGAGCCAAUGUCAGUGCACCAGACAGCCAUGGAUGGACUCCGCUGCAUUGUGCAGCCUCUUGUAACGACCGUCCUCUGUGUGAGUUUUUGGUGAGGAAUGGAGCCGCUGUCAUGGCCAUGACACAGAGCGAUGGUGCUAUAGCCUCCCAGAAGUGUGAUCCUUACGCUGUUGGGUUUGAGGAGUGUGAGAGCUUCCUGAGGGGUGUAGAGGAGGCCAUGGGGGUGGAGAAUAGCGGGGUGAUGUACGCUCUGUGGAGCUACCCAUCUCAGGCAGCCGAUGAGCUGAGCUUCAAAGAGGGAGACAUGGUCACCAUCCUGCAGAAACCUGAAGGGUCGGACUGGUGGUGGGCAUCACUCUGUGGCAGGGAGGGCUUUGUUCCAAACAACUACUUUGGCCUUUUCCCGAAGGUUCGACCAAAAUCUCUCUGCUAAGCGGCCUCUUGAUGUUCAUUCCUGGUGAACUGGUGUAGAGGACUGUCUCAGAAAAUGUGCUUUACAGCUUCACACUGUUGUUUGAAAAGAUUGUACGAGUAUGAAAAGCUGUAUUGCUGCAGGGCAUGAGAAAUGUUUUUGAUCCGUCAGUCAAGGGGAGUUGAAGGAGAAGUCUUCAUUUUCAUUUCCGCCACACUGACAAGGAUUUAUCUUUUUUUAGAAGACAUCAUUUGUACAGGCUCCACUGACAUUUUGUCUGGUAAAGCUACAACUCUGUACUCUGCUAUGCCUGUCUGUCUAUCCAAAGGUUACAAAUGGUCCAUAUACCCAGGUGCUUUGCUCAGCUGUGUUCCAGACAGAAGUUGACAUGUUGACUCAUUGGCUGGUUCGUAAUCAGAGUGCAAACAGUGGCUGUUGGUGUUCAGUCCACUCGUCUUUGAGGUCAGGGUAGCUGUACGCUGGCAACAAACGUUGCCCUUGAUUGCUCAAUUUAGAAAAGAGCUGCUUCAAUCAGAGCAAAUCAGCCUACUCAUUCCUGGAAAGGUUUGCUGCUACAUCAAAGAAGCAUCAAUAACUCCUAAGUGAAAGAUUGUGAUCAGGAGUUAACAUGGAACUUUUAUUGUGUGAAGCAACUUUGGCUUUUACUACUGCUGAUGGAUCCUGAUAAACAACCACAUUCAGCAAAAUAUUUUUAAAAAGUGUUUUUUUCUUUUUUGGUGUUUUCCUACCUGGCUCUAGACUUUUCUUAUUUUUAAAUGAAUCUCAUUUGGAGCGAACAUAUAUUUUCUAAGACAAUGAAACUGGUCUUUUUACGGAUGUGUGUGUAUUCACAGUGAUAGAAUGAAUGUUUGGUGAUGCGUUUGGUUUUUUUUUAUGUCAUCAGUUGUCGGCAUAACACUUUUGUUGCUAGGGACUGCUGUGCACUUAACCUGUAACCCCUCUGAAGGGGCACACAGUGAGCAAAUGGUUAAAUAUUCAAUAAAUACUCAAGUCCAUUGAAACCUUUCGUCACAGUCAUGUGUUUGUG
This is a messenger RNA of Chelmon rostratus (copperband butterflyfish), 3617 nucleotides long. It is a transcript of the gene ppp1r13l, whose product is annotated as protein phosphatase 1, regulatory subunit 13 like. The transcript is spliced from 13 exons. NCBI's taxonomy places the organism in Eukaryota, Metazoa, Chordata, Actinopteri, Chaetodontiformes, Chaetodontidae. Bases 206 to 2590 code for a protein of 794 amino acids. Gene Ontology annotation, biological process: regulation of transcription by RNA polymerase II; positive regulation of cell differentiation. The record is from RefSeq and is a predicted model, not a curated record. Gene Ontology annotation, molecular function: transcription factor binding.